This is a messenger RNA of Pectinophora gossypiella (pink bollworm), 15518 nucleotides long. It is a transcript of the gene kug, whose product is annotated as fat-like cadherin-related tumor suppressor homolog. Gene Ontology annotation, biological process: homophilic cell-cell adhesion. Gene Ontology annotation, cellular component: plasma membrane. Lineage: Eukaryota; Metazoa; Arthropoda; Insecta; Lepidoptera; Gelechiidae. The coding region runs from base 1 to 14352 and encodes 4783 amino acids. The transcript has 48 exons. Gene Ontology annotation, molecular function: calcium ion binding. The record is from RefSeq and is a predicted model, not a curated record.
AUGAAUAAUGGAUGCGAGUGGUGGGUGCAGGGCGCAGCCGGGCCGGCGGCGGCGGCUCCUGCUGACUCCGGCAAAUCACCUUACAUAAGUCGAGCACCGCGCCGCGCCGGCUGCCGGCGGGGAGCCGGGUCCGGGUGCCGGGAGCCGCGCCGCAGCGCGGCACUUAGCGUGUGUACCGCGGCCGCCGCGCGUGUGCGCCGCGCGCCGCCGAGCGCUCGUCCACGGUCGCGUCGCCCGCCGCGCGACGUGUGCGCUCGGCUUAACAAGCCUAAUGCCCUCACUGCCGGCUCUAAGCCCAGCUCAUUGUCAAUUGACAAGGCCGGCGCAGCUGACAGACACGGCGCCGGCGGGCGCCGCGGCGCGGGGCGAGGCGCGGAGCUUCACGCACAAUUAAAAAGCCCAGUGAGGCGGGUUAAUGGGAGGCUUUUAUCCUUGCGCUACAAAAGCCCGCGGCCAGAUCCUGGUCAGAUAGUGUGGGCAUUAGGGCAGGUGACAAUGAGCGCCGCGCAGAUACCACCGAGCCUCAGCAGCAUGCGGUGGGCGCGCGCGCUGGUGGUGCUGGCGGCGCUGGCGAGCGCGGGCGCGGGCCCGGGCCCGCCGCGCCUGCGCUGGGCGCACGCGCUGUACAACGUGAGCGUGGCCGAGAACUCGCCGCCGCGGGCCCGCGCCGCGCCGCCGCCCGCCGCGCCGCCGCCCGGCCUGCCGCUGCCGCACCCCGACGCGCGCGUGCGCUUCCGCAUCCGCCACGGCGAUAAGGACAAGUUCUUCAAGGCCGAGGAGCGCACCGUCGGCGACUUCUGCUUCCUGACGAUCCGCACGCGCGCCGGCCACGCCGACGUGCUGAACCGCGAGCGCCGCGACUCGUACCGGCUCGACGUGCGGGCCACGGCGCAGCUGCCGGACGGCGUGACCCUCGAGGCCGACACGGUCGUGCUCGUCACCGUCACCGACGUCAACGACCUCAGCCCGCUCUUCUACCCGACCGAGUACGAGGUGACCGUGCCGGAGGACGUCACCGUGCACUCGAGCGUCGCGCGCGUCACCGCCGAGGACGCGGACCUCGGCAUCAACGGGGAGAUCUACUACAGCCUCGCGGAGCCCACGGAGCAGUUCGCGGUGCACCCGACGAGCGGAGUGCUGACGCUGACGCGCGCGCUGCGGGCCGCGGAGCGCGCGCGGCUGGAGCUGCACGUGCUGGCGCGCGACCGCGCCUCGCUGCUGGCGCGCGGGGACGCGGCGCCGGCCGCGCGCGCCACGCUCGUGGUGCACGUGGCGCAGGCCAACCUGCACGCGCCGGAGCUGCGCGUGCGCCGCCUGCCGGAGCUCGUGGAGAACUCCACCGCCGAGAUCUACGCUAUUGUGGAGGUGAAGGACCGUGACGCCGGCGAACACGGUCGUAUCGCAAGUCUCGAGAUAGUCGACGGAGAUCCCGAUGGUCAUUUUCGGGUGAGACCGUCCGCGCAACCCGGUGAAUACGAUGUGGUCGUGCACGCCUUGCUGGACCGCGAGACCGCCCCGCACGGGUACAACCUGACCCUCCGCGCGCAGGACGCCGGCUUUCCCCCUCGCGCGUCUUAUCUAUCGCUCCCCGUCACCCUCACCGACGCCAACGACAAUGCCCCGGUGUUCAGCCGCGAAGUAUACGAAGCCACCACCCCCGAGACGGCGCCGCCCGGCACUCCCAUUAUACGGCUGAAGGUGACGGAUCGCGAUGAAGGGCGUAACGCGCGCGUCUAUAUCGAAAUAGUCGGCGGCAACGAAGGUGGGGAGUUCAUCGUGAAUCCCGACACGGGAGUGCUCUACACGGCUGUGCCGCUUGACGCAGAGUUGAAAUCACUCUACACGCUCACUGUGUCCGCUAUAGACCAAGGAAACGCUGGAACGCGCCAGCAAUCAUCCGCCAAAGUGAAGAUCACAGUGUUAGACGCCAACGAUAAUGACCCGGUGUUCACCAAGGACGAGGCGGAGGUGAUGGUGGAGGAGAACGGCCCAAGCGGCGCCGUGGUGGCGCGUGUGGCGGCGCGGGACGCCGACUCCGGGGAGAACGCUUACAUCUCAUACAGCAUCGCCAACCUGCAACCGGUGCCCUUCGACGUGGACCACUUUUCAGGAGCCGUACGGACGACACGGCUGCUCGACUACGAGAGCAUGCGACGGGAAUAUGUUCUAAGAAUUCGUGCAAGCGAUUGGGGUCUACCGUACCGGCGGCAGGCUGAAAUGCGUCUCACGGUGCGUCUUCAAGAUGUCAACGACAACAGACCACAGUUCGAGCGCGUCGAAUGCGUCGGUUAUCUUCCGCGUCGACUGGCGAUCGGCUCCGAGAUCACCACCCUCUCCGCGUUGGACUUCGAUGCGGGCGACGUCGUCUCGUACCGCGUCGUCGGCGGCAACGAAGACAACUGCUUCUCUCUCGACACCGGCACCGGCGUCGUGAGCCUGGCUUGUGAUUUGAACGACAUACGUACCGAGACGCGCGUGCUCAACGUGACAGCGACAGACGGCACGCACUUCGCCGACCCGACGUCACUGACGCUGCACCUGGUGGGCGGCGGCGGCGGCGGGGAGGGCGCGCUGGAGUGCCGCGACGCGGGCGUGGCGCGCCGCCUCACCGAGCUGCUGGCCGCCGCUGAGCGCAGCAACGCGCCGCUCGACCUCGCCGACGAGUUCCCGCUCGCACCCUCCCGCUACGGCGAGAAUCUACACUCUCCCGAAUUUAUCGAUUUUCCGGUCGAAGUCAAAGUUAACGAGUCUGUCGCGCUCGGAACAUCCUUGGUGAAGCUGCGGGCUCGAGAUCGAGACCUCGGCUACAACGGCUUACUCGUGUUCGCCAUAUCAGGCGGCGACCCGGAUUCGGCCUUCCGCAUCGACCCCGACAAUGGUGAACUGAAAGUGAUUGGGUAUCUGGACCGCGAGCGCGAGAGCGAGUACUACCUGAACGUGACGGUGUACGACCUGGGCACGCCGCAGCGGUCAUCGUCGCGGCUGUUGCCCGUCACCGUGCUCGACGUCAACGACAACAAGCCUCGCUUCGAAAAGACUCUGGCGAGCUUCCGAGUGACAGAGAAUGCGAUAAACGGCACCGCAAUAUUCCGCGCGAACGCGACUGAUCGCGACGCUGGAGAUUUCGCUCGCAUCACGUACAGCCUGAGCGGCGGCGACGGCGAGUUCUGUGUGGGGCGCGACACGGGCGUGCUGUCCGUGUGCGCGGCGCUGGACCGCGAGCGACGCGCGCUGUACGAGCUGAGCGUCCGCGCCACGGACGGCGGCGGGCUGCGCGCGGACGCGCUGGUGCGCGUGGCCGUGGACGACGUCAACGACAACGCGCCGCACUUCGGCCUGCCCGCCUACAGCGCGCGCGUGCGCGAGGACGUGCCCGCGGGCACGCUGGUCGCCGUGCUGGAGGCAUUCGACCCUGACCUGGGCGCGGGCGGCGACGUCACGUACUCGCUGCCCGACCAGGCGCCGGAAGAUGCAGUGUUCACCGUGGACAAGACGUCGGGCACGCUGCGGACUGCUAAACCAUUGGACUUUGAAGAGAGACAGGUAUACGGCGUAACGGUCCGCGCCACGGACGGCGGGCGGCCCGCGCUGUGGGCGGAGGCGACGGUGAUCGUGGAAGUCGUGGACGUGGACGAGAACGCCCACGCGCCCACGUUCGCCGACCCCGUGGUGCUGACGGGCCGCGUGCGCGAGGACGCGCCGCGCGGCACCGUGGUGCUGGAAGCCGCGGCCACGGACGCCGACCCGCCCGGGAGGGACUCCCGCCUCGCCUACUACAUCCUCGGCGGCUCGGGCAUGGCGCACUUCUCUAUCGACGAUGCUGGUGUGAUCCGGACGCUGACGCCGCUGGACCGGGAGUCGGUGCCGCACUACUGGCUCACGGUAGCCGCCGAAGACCACGGCCUGGUGCCGAGGUACACUACUGUACAGGUGUACAUAGACGUGGAGGACGUGAACGACAUGGCUCCGUGGCCGGAGCGCGCGGCGUACGCGGCGUCCGUGACGGAGCACGCGGCGGCGGGCGCGCGGGUCGCCACCGUCACGUGCGUAGACGCAGACGCCGCGCCCGUGCCCCCCAACAUCACGUACUCCAUCGUCGCCGGGAACCCGGACGGGUUGUUUUCCAUUGAUGAAACUACUGGCGAGAUAGUGUGCACGGGCCGCGCGCUGGACCGCGAGUCGGCGCCGGCGCACGCGCUGGAGGUGCGCUGCUGGGACGGCGCGCUGGCCAGCACGGCGCGCGUGUCGGUGGCGGUGCUGGACGUCAACGACCACGCGCCCGCCUUCACGGAGCGCUUCUACGAGCUGCGCGUGCCCGGCGCCGAGCCCGGCACCGCGCCGCCGCACCUCGACUCCAUACAGGGCGACGGAGCGGAGGAAGCGGAGGAGAGCAGCACGGAGUGGGAGGGGGAGGAGGAGGACGCGGGCCGCGCCGCCUGGGACACCAUGGACGUGGGGCAGCCGCAGGGGAUCUACCUCGCCACGGUGGUGGCGCUGGACCCGGACCUGGGCGAGAACGGCACGGUGCGGUACAGCGCGCGUGCGCGCGGCGCGGCGCGGGCGCUGCUGCGCGUGCACGCGCUCACGGGCCGCCUGUACGCCGCGCCCGCGCUGCGGCGCCAGCCCGGGGACGCCUACGACGUCACCGUGCGAGCAUGCGACGGCGGGCCGAAGCCCCGCUGCGGCGUCACCCGCGCCUCCAUCCGCUGCCUCCCGGCGGGCGGGGGCGCUCCGCCCCGCGUGCCCGCGGUGCCGCCGCUGCAGGUGGCCGAGCUGGAUGCACCGCCCUUCCUGCUGGCCGUGCUGCAGGCGCAGGACCCCGACGACGACCCGCUCUACUACAGCAUCGUCGGAGGAGACGAGCGGCAAGAGUUCUACAUCGGGCGGUCUGACGGCAGCCUGAUGCUGGCGCGGCGGCUGCUGUGGGAGCGCCAGCCGCGCUACCAGCUCAACAUCUCCGUCAGCGACGGCGCCCACACUGUCACCACGCUGGUGAAUAUAACAGUGAUAAACGACGCGAACGAGGCGGGAGUGUCAUUCUCUCGUGAGGAGUAUAUAGUAGAGGCGGAAGAGUCGGUGCGCGUGGGCGAGGCGCUUGCUGCGCUGCAGGCGCACGGCGCCACGCGACUCCUGUAUGGCAUCCACGCUGCACGUGCCCCGGCGUCACUCGAGCUGUUCCGGCUGCAUGAGCUCACCGGGGUAUUAGAGCUCGCGCAGCCGCUUGACAGGGAAAGCUGCGCGCUGCACGAGCUGACGGUGUGGGCGCGCGACCAGGCGCCGCGCGCGGCGCGGGCGCUGGCGCGCGUGGCGGUGCGCGUGCACGGCGCCGACGAGCACGCGCCCGCCUGGGGCCGGCGCCUGGCCGAGGCGCGCGUGGCCCGCCAGGCGGCGCCCGGCACGCUCGUGGCCGCCUUGCGGGCCGCCGACCCCGACGCGGGCGACGCCGCCUCCAUCGUGUACUCGCUGGCCGGGGGAGACUCCGCGGGGCUGUUCGAGAUAGAGCCGGCGCUGGGCGAGGUGCGGCUGUCGCGGGCGCUGCCGGCGCGCGGGCCGCGCGACUACACGCUGACGGUGCGCGCGGCCGGCGCCGCGCCCGCCGCGCGCGCCGCCUCGCUGCCGCUGCACGUCACCGUCGUGGACCCGGACCCUCUGCCGCCCAGGUUCACGCAUACACAAGUGAUAGCAUCAGUGUACGAAAACGAACCAGCUGGUACGGCCGCAGGCGCAGUCGAGGCGCGAGGCGGCGCGGGAGUGUGGUACUGGCUGGAGGGCGCGCGCGGUCGCUUCCGGCUCAACCCCGCCGCCGGGGCCCUGGCCACCGCCGCGCCGCUCGACUACGAGGAACAGAACCUGUACAACCUUACAGUCACCGCAAUGAGUAUGGGCGGCGGCAUGGCAACCGCGAACAUAAUAGUGCACGUGCUGGACCGCAACGAGUACCCUCCCGUGCUGCGCCGCUCCUCGUACCGCGGCCGCAUAUCUGAAGCCGCGAGUGUCGGCGCGCUGGUGACUGCGGUAGACUCGGACGAGCCGGGCGCCCCACUGGUCCUCGAGGCGGAUGAUAAGGACUCUCCAGAUAAUCAGCAGAGGGCCUAUGAGAUCCUGGAGCCCGAAGCCGCGUCCAAGUUUAGAGUAGAUCCAACUACCGGCGCGCUGCGGCUCGCCUCGCCGCUCGACUAUGAAGAAGCUACUGUGCACGAGUUUACUGUCAAGGUGGUAGACAUGGGCAGCCCGCGUCUGCCCUCGGAGAGCUCAGCGCGGGUGACGGUGGAGGUGCUGGACGUGAACGACUGCCCACCCCGGUUCGCCGCCGCGUCGAUGGAGGCCACGCUGCUGCUGCCCACGGCGCGCGGCGUGGCCGUGCUGGCGCUGCCCGCCACCGACCCCGACCUGCCGCGCGGCGCCGCCAUCAAGUACGACAUCAUCGAGGGAGACCCGGACGGCGCAUUCGGCAUGACGUUGGACGGCACGCUGGAGACGCGGCGCGCGGAGGGGCUGGCGGACACGUACCGGCUGCGCGUGCGCGCGUCCGACGGCCAGUACGCGGGCACGGUGCGCGUGCGCGUGCGCGUGCGCGGCGCCGACAACGCGGGGCUCGCCUUCCACAAGGCCGACUACUACGGCUCCGUGCUCGAGAACUCCACCAAGCCCGCCACCAUCGCCGUGCUCAACGUGCUGGGGGCGGCCCUCAAUGAGCACAUCGAGUUCCGGAUUCUAAACCCGGUUGAAGGUUUUGAGGUGGGCGUAACAUCAGGCGCGGUCCGCAGCACGGGCGUGGCGUUAGACCGCGAGGCGCGCGACUCGUACACGCUGCUGGUGCAGGCGCGGGGCGGGGCGGGCGGCGGGGCGGAGGGGGGGCGCGUGGCGCACGCGCGGCUGCACGUGGCGGUCACGGACGUCAACGACAACUGCCCGCUGUUCGUGGAGCGGCCCUACGUGGCGGCGGUGCUGGCGGGGGCGGAGCCCGGCACUCCGGUCAUACGCGUGCAAGCCAUCGAUGCUGACGCCAACGAUAACGGCGAGGUCCGGUACGAGAUGAAGCGCGGUCACGGCGAGUUGUUCCGUGUGGACCGCCGCAGCGGACAGAUCUCACUGAAACAGACGCUAGACGCGCACAACCAGCUUUACACCCUCGUCAUUGCCGCUUUCGAUGGAGGCGUGCCGGCGUGCGGCGCGGAGGCGGGCGUGGGCGUGCGCGUGUGGGGCGGCGGCGCGGCGCCGCGCUGGGAGCGCGCGCACGUGGCGCUGGCGGCGCGCGAGGACGUGGCGCCCGGCCAGCCGCUGGCCGCGCUGCGGGCGCUGUCGCCGCUGCAGCGCCAGCUCAUCUACACGCUGGUGGACGCCGACCCGCCCACCGCCGACCUCUUCGAGAUACACUUCGACACCGCACCCGACAGAGGCAAUAGUCCAUGCGCGGUGGUGGCGCGUUCGCCGCUGGACUACGAGGCGGCGCACACGCACGCGCUGACCGUGCGCGCCACGGACGGCGUGACGGGCGCGUACGCCGACGCCAGCGUCACGCUGCAGCUCACCGACGUCAACGACUGCGCGCCCGACCUGGACCGCGACCUCUACCGCGCCGCCGUCAGCGAGGCCGCCGCGCUGGGGGACCUGGUGCUCGUUGUUCACGCUACUGACAACGAUACUGGAGCGAACGGCGAGGUGAUGUACUCACUGUCACGCGCGGCGGGCGGCGACAACGAGUCGCUGGCCUUGUUCAGCAUCGACCCUGAGUCCGGCGCGGUCCGUGUGGCGGCGCCGCUGGACGCCGAGCUGCGCAGUCAGCACCAUCUCAUCGUCACUGCCGCAGACAAGGGACGACCGUCACUCCACACUACCGCGCAUCUCUUCAUUACUGUGGACGAUGUGAACGACAGCGAGCCGCGGCUGGAGCGCGCGGUAGUGUCGGCACUGGUGUCAGUAGAGGCGGCGCGCGGCACGGCCGUGGCGCGGGUGGCGGCCUGGGACCCCGACGCCAGGGACGCGGGCAGGCUGAGGCUCGCACUAGCCGGCGCAGCCCCAGAACGGGCUGCAUUCCACGUCGAUCCGCAAAGCGGGCUGCUGACGCUGGGCGACGAGGCGGCGUGGGCGGCGCUGGGCGGCGCGGGCGCGCGCUCGCUCAACGUGUCGGUGACGGACGGCGCGCACGCCGCCUUCGCGCGCGUCAAGCUGCAGGCCGCGCCCGCCAACCGCGCGGCGCCGCACUUCCCGCACCUCGUGCACGAGGCGCGCGCCCAAGACAACCAGCCGCCGCCCGUGCUGCUCACCACCGUAAAAGCGUACGACGAUGACAUCGGCGAAUACGGCACGAUAACGUAUUCGAUUCCAUCGGCGAAGCUCCGCGAGACAUUCGCUAUCGACUCGACGUCGGGAGCUCUGACGAGCCGCGUGGUGCUGGACCGCGAGGCGCGCGCCGAGUGGGAGGUGGGCGUGACGGCGAGCGACGGCGGCGGGCUGCUGCGGCACACGGUGGUGCGCGUGCGCGUGCAGGACGCCAACGACAACGCGCCCGCCUUCCCGCUCGCCGAGUACCGUGCGGCCGUGCGGGCCGACCGCGCGCCGCUCGCGCCCUUCCUGACGCUCGCGGCCAGGGACGCCGACACGGGGGAAAACGCUCGACUCACGUACUCCAUAUACGAAGGCGAUGUCAAGUCCGAUGCGACCGGCCUGUUCCAUGUCGAUCCGCAUUCCGGUGCGCUGUCGUUUGCACGGAAUGCUUCGCAAUUCGCGUCCCGCGCCGUGCAGGUGUGGGUCCGCGCCCGCGACCCGGGCGGGCUGGCGGGCGAGGCCCCGGUGUCCGUGUUCGUGCUGGGCGCAGCCGACGCCGCGCCGCGGGUGGCGCCGCCGCCGCCCUCCGUGUUCCUGCCCGAGGACGCUACCCCCGGCACGCUCAUAGUGGAACUACGCGCCGAUCCCCCCAUUCCCAACUACCGCCUCGCACCUGGACUCUGGCCGAGAGAACUCUUUGCUAUCGAUUCCGCUGGAAGAUUAGUGUUAGCUGGACAACUUGAUCGGGAAACUGCGCAGGAACAUGUUAUAGGUAUAAUAGCAGAGGGCUCAGGCAGCCCUGCACCGGCUACACUGCUGCAGACGAGGCUACACGUGCUGGACGUGAAUGAGCACGCGCCCGCCUUCCACUCGGCGCCGUACGUGGUGCACGUGUCCGAGAGCACACCGCCGCACACCAGCCUCGUGCAGCUGAUGGCGGACGACCCGGACGCGGGGUCCAACGGCGAGGUCCGCUUCUCUCUCGCGGACGAGGCAGACUCCGCCCUGUUUGCCGUGGACCCGUACUCCGGCUGGGUCACGACCCUGGCCACGUUGGACCGCGAGGCGCGCCCCGAGCACCGCGUGCCAGUGUUGGCGCAUGAUAAUGGAGUCACUCGUCGCACGGCGCGUGGCACGCUCGUCGUCAGACUCGUCGACUACAACGACUGCCCGCCUGUGUUCAAACAAGACCUUUACAGUGCUGAUGUACUGGAAGACGCAGCCCCUGGCACAGUGGUGACCCGCCUCGAGGUAGACGACGCGGACACCACAGGCUCCCCACUAACAUUCCUGGUGGCCGGCGGCGACCCGCGCGCACGGUUCCAACUCCGCGCCACCGGGGAGCUGUUGGUUGCGCGUGCGCUGGACCGAGAGACAGAGGACUUCUACUCGCUCAGUAUAGCAGCUACAGAUGGGAAGUUUACUGCCUAUACUACUGUGAAUAUUACCGUGCUCGACGUCAAUGACAACCCGCCGUACUGCGUGCGGCACCGCUACCGCGCGCGGCUGUCGGAGGCGGCGGCGCCGGGCACGCGCGUGGCGGCGCUGCUCACGGCCGACGCCGACCUGCCCUCCAGCCCCGGCCCCGCGCACCACCUGUCCGGGGAACACCACCAUCACUUCCACAUACAUAAGGACACCGGUGUGAUAACAGUGGCGAUGCCGCUGGACCGCGAGACUGUCAGCUCGUACAAACUAGAGGCGCAUGCGCGUGACCGCGACCGACCGGAGUGGGGUUGCAGCUCCGAGCUUCUGGUGACGCUGGAUGACGUCAACGACAACUCGCCGCGCUUCUCCGCCGACGAGUAUAGCGUGACGUUACCCGAAGACGCCGACCUUGGCACACUCGUCGCGAAGGUGCACGCAACAGACGCAGACCUCGGCGAGAACCGUCUUGUGCGGUACUCGUGGGUGGAGGACAACGCGAGCGGCGCAUUCGAGCUGUCGCCCGAUAGCGGCAUCAUCACACUACGAACCGCGUUGGACCGCGAGCAGCAGGCGGAGCACAGACUAGUUGUGCGUGCGAGAGACGCGGGCCGGCCGCCGCGCUCCGCCACCGCCACCGUGCGGCUCAGCGUUGCCGACGUCAACGACAACCCGCCAGAGUUCGAGUUCAGGGCAUAUCGCGCCACUGUUCCCGAGCUUGACGCUGUAGGCACAGAGAUCCUUAGAGUACGAGCGACUUCUCGAGAUACAGGUGUCAACGCAGACGUUUACUAUUCUCUGGUCGGCGGAGACGAUCGCGAUGACUUUACCAUCGACCGCGGCACCGGCGCGCUGUCCAUAGCUCGGCCGCUCGACUACGAGCGACGACGAGAGUACUUCCUCACCGUGCAGGCGAUCGACGGCGGCUCCCCGCCGCUCAGCGACCUGGCCACCGUCAACGUCACCGUGGAGGACAGCAACGACAACGCGCCCGUGUUCACGCAGGCCUCGUACGGCGCUCGGGUGCGCGAAGACGCGGCGGCCGGCACGCGCAUGCUGCAAGUGAUCGCCGAUGAUGCCGACGCCGGGGUCAACGGCCGCGUCACAUACUCCAUCGCGCGCGGCGACCCCGACACGCGCUUCGCGAUCGACGCCGACACCGGCUACGUGUCCGUGGUGCGCCCGCUCGACAGGGAAACCACGCCAGCCUACGUGCUCGAAGUGCGAGCCCGCGACCGCGGUAUACCUUCUCUGGAAGCCACGGCGUUAGUGAAUGUAGAAGUCGUCGACGCGAACGACAAUCCACCUCUCUUCUCACAAUCUAACUACUCCGCCGUAGUUCGCGAAGAUCGGCCGCUCGGACACACUAUCCUUAAGUUCGAAGUGGAGGACGCCGAUGCUCCACCUAAUUCGGCUCCUUAUACGUUCGACUUCCAGUCCGGCAACGAGAUGGGCGCGUUCCGCCUCGAGCAGGACGGCUACCUACGAUCGGCGACUCGCUUCAACCACCGCAUCAGAGACCGCUACGUCCUGCAGAUCCGUGUGUUCGACAAUGGAACACCACCGCUCUUCUCGGACGCUUGGGUGCACAUUCGAGUAGUGGAGGAGUCGCAGUAUCCCCCGGUGGUGACUCCCCUGGAAGUGACCGUCAACUCGUACCUGGACGAGUUCCCGGGCGGAGUGGUGGGCAAGGUGUUCGCAUCUGAUCGCGAUGCAUAUGACGUGCUGACAUACGCGCUCGCUCCUGUCGCCGGCGCACCGUACGCGCCAACGGAUCUGUUCGAGAUCGAUUCGACAGACGGCACGCUUCGAGCCGCACCGCGCCUGGACGUCGGCGAUUACAGACUCAACGUAACGGUAGACGACGGCAAAUUCACCGGCUUCGCCAUCGUGCGAGUGACCGUAGUACUGAUAUCAGACGAGCUGUUAACUCAAGCUAUAGUGGUACGGUUCCGGGAGGUGACCGAUCGAGAUUUCGUACUGAGCCAUCGGAAAGGGUUCCUCCGCGCCGUGGCCGAGGCGACGGACUGCGAGCCCAGCGACGUCGUCAUCAUCGGCGUGCAGCCGUCGGAGGUCGGGAACAUGGUCGACGAUGACACCAUCACUAGGCGGCGAAGACAGGUGGCUCAAGAUUUGGACGUGGCAUUCGCCGUGCGCUCGGGCAACGGCCUACUACCGGCGGAAGCGCUACGCAGACGACUGCACGCACACGUGGAGCGACUAGAAGAACGCACACGACUGGUGGUGGAAGAAUUGGUUCGUGCAGUCUGUGGCGGCUGCGUGCACGGCUCGUGUGUGGAGCGCGUGGUGCUGCGCGGCGGCGCCCGCGUGGUGGCGGCCGACGUGGUGGCGCUGGUGGCGCCAAAGCACGCGCUGCGCGCGCUCUGCGCAUGCGCGCCCGGCCACGCCGGCGUGCGCUGCGACGUGCCGCUCAGCGACUGCAAGCCCGCGCCCGACGGUUCAGAGUCGGCUUGCUGUGACGGACCGGAGUGUCGCACCGCCGGGGUAGUCCAACUAAGCGGCGACGGCUACCUAGUGUACCGCUUAGAACGCGGCGUGGUGGACGGCGCGCGCCUCUUGGAUGACGAGAUCAAUCUGUCACUGCGCUUCCGCACGCGUCACAGCCGCGGGACUUUACUGCACGCUGCGGGACGAGUCGAUUACGCUACUUUGGAACUUAUAGACGGACAGGUCCAGUUCCGCAUGGAGCUGGGGUCGGGCGCGGUGGCGGUGCGCGCGGGCGAGGCGCUGGCGGACGGCGCGUGGCACACGGCGCGGCUGCAGCGGCGCGGCGCCGCCGUGCGCCUCACCGUGGACCGCCGCGCCGCGCGCGCCAUGGCGCCGCCGCCGCACGCGCUGCUGGACGCGCGCCCCGACCGCGUGCUGCUGGGCGCCGUGCUGGCGCGCCACGCACACCCCACGGCACCCGAGCAGGUGACAUACGGCUUCCACGGCUGCCUGGCGGACAUCAAGCUGGGCGGAGUGCCGCUGCCGCUGGAGGAGGGCGGCACGGCGCAGGACGGGCGCGCGCAGCUGGUGCGGCGCGUGCGCGCGCGGCUGGGCGCGGCGUGCGCGCCGCUGGCGCCCGCCGGCGCGUGCGGCGCCGCGCCCUGCCAGCACGGCGGCACGUGCCGGGACCUGCCGCUGCCCGCGCUGCUCGAGGGCGAGGCCGACGACGGCUACACGUGCGCGUGCCACGCCCGGUUCCUGGGCCGCCAUUGUGAGAUCGACACGGACCCGUGCGCGUCGGGCCCGUGCCUGCACGGCGGCGUGUGCUCGGCCGACGGCGCGGGCGGGUUCCAGUGCGCCUGCGCGGCGGGGCUGAGCGGCGCGCGCUGCGAGCGCGGCCGCUGGUGCGCGCCCGGCGUGUGCGCACACCAGGGCGCCUGCGAGGAGGGCGAGUGGGGGCCCUCGUGCCGCUGCCGCGGCUAUUUCGGUCCGCGUUGCCAGUUCGACGUGGACGAGUGUGCGGGCGAGCCGUGCCUCAACGGCGCCACCUGCCUCAACGAGCCCGGCUCCUUCCGCUGCUUGUGUCCGCCUGAUAAGACCGGCAUGAACUGCGGCAACCCGCUGUACUCGGACGCGGUGGUGGCGGGCGAGGCGGCGGGCGCGCGCGCCGUGGGCGAGCUGUGGCGCUGGGCGCUGGCGGCGCGCUGGCCGCUGGGCGCCUUGGCGGGCGCGGCGCUGGCGCUGCUGCUGGCGGCGCUGCUGCCCGUGUGUCUGCGCCGGCGCCGCGCCGCCCGCGCGCGCCGCGCCGCCAAGGACGAGCCGCUCAACAGCCACGCGCCCGACAAGCUGGCUGCGGGGCGCCCGCGCGUCUCCAAGCUGUCUAACCUGGAAGCGGAGCGCCGCGAGCGGCCAGCAUCGUGCGGCGGGCCGGGCUCCGCCCCCGAGCCUCCGCCGCUCAACAACAUGGACACUCUUCGCUCGUACGGAUCCGCCGGAGACGAAUUGGAGGGCAUCCCGCCGGACUACCUGCGCAACCUCAACCUCGACACGGACCGCAAGCCCUGGUCAGAGCAGAUGCACCUGCACACCUUCGUCGACAACAAGAUCUAUAACGACCUGAAGGGCUGCAAGGCGCGCCGCGCGGUGUCCCCGGGAGCAGCGCGUCGAGCCGUGGAGGCCGCGCCCGGCUGCGGCAGCCCGCACCUGGUGGGCGGCUACCACUGGGACUGCUCCGACUGGUGCGGCGGGCCCGCGCUGCCCGGCAUCAGCGAGGUGGCGGGGUCGGAGCGGCCCGACUCGUCGUCCCCCCCGCCGCCGUCGCCGCCGCGCCGCGCCGAGCCCCGCCGCCCGCGCCCGCGCGCCGCCCCGCGCCCGCCGCCCGACACCGACUCCGCGCCCGACGACCUCGACCACGACCGCGACACCGACCCGCCGAGGUUCCCUGACGCGUCGUCGUAUUUGCUGCACCCGGACGAGUACCUACCACGCGCCGCGUCCGACAGCGAGCAGUUGCGCGCGCGCAACGUGCGGGAACCCGACGCCGCCAGCCUCAUCACCAUGCUCGAGGAGCGCAACUCGCUCCUGGGCGGCGGGUCCGGGGACACGUGCAGCGAGCUGUCGGCGCACCUGUGCGAGAUCGAGGACUCGGACUCGGACACGGCGCCGGCGCCGGCGCAGCAGCCGGGCGCGGCGCGCCACACGGACGUGUGACGCCGGCGCGCGGCGCCGCCGCCGCCCCGCCCCGCAGCCCCGCGCGGCCUCUAGCGCACGACUGACUACUGUACAUACACAUAUUUUUAAGUACCUCAUACUUCCCCGCUCCGUCGACCGCUUCCCGUUCACUCGGGUGCCGCCUGCCGAUAUUAUAGAAAAAAGUAUGAGACGUUGUGAAUGAAUCGAUCGAUAUUGAUGAGCGUCGACGGGCGUGUGGUAGGAAACAAAUUAUUCCGCGGAGGCAGCUGUCCGCCUGUAAAUAGUACGUAAGUAAGCUGAGCGAUCCCCGCGAGCGAGCGAGGCAACGAAUGUGAGAAGCGUGACCGCGACACAUACUUGGACUUGAUACGUAUCGAUACAGUUGGUAAUACUAUAUGACCUACCUGUCUAUCUAAAUUUUGUUAGUUUAAUAGGUAUUACCUCCAUCAUAGUCCCAGUACGUAUUCGUUGUAUAGAUUUCAGUGACUGUUGUCGAACCGUUUUGUAGUUGUAUUUUUAUACAUACGUAUAAUUCUAUGGAUGUAAAUGUAUAAGUUGAAUGGUGAGUAUAUUUACCCACUUCGCAUUUCAGGGUCAUUCCGUGUUGGGUCCAAGUGACCGUAGUUCUUUUGAUUGUGCUUGUAUUGUACAGUACUAGUUAAAUUUAAUAUCAGCCUACUUAUGUAUACAGUACGUAAAAUAUAUCUAACUUCCGUUGUGUUUUGUAAAGAAUUUAAAAUAAACAGUAUGUGUAAAUUUAUAAUAUCGUAACGAAAAAAAGAAUAUAAUAAUUGUAACCGUAGUAGAUAGUCGUAAUGCCCUAUUUCACCUCUAUCGUCAGAUUAUUACCAAUGUUAUAAAGUUUAUUUUAUUUGAAAAGUACCUAUCACGCUAUGAACCCAUCUUGCCAAUUAUUUAACGCAGCGGGGUGGAAUAGGUUCUAACGUUUAGUAAAGAUAUUCCUAUAACGAUUGUUACCCAAAAGCAUCACAGAGGAAAAGUAAAGGCUUUUAUUUAAAUUAUAAUAAUGUGAGACGUCCGCACCGAGUGCGUCGUCGUUGUAUAGGGCUGGUUGGAUGUGUGUGGGCUGGUGCAUAGGUCCCGCUCGUUUGGUUGCUCACGUAAUAUACACGUAUAAGUACAUUUUAUGUUGCAACUUGUUGACCAUGUAUUAUCAAAUACGU